Messenger RNA from Durusdinium trenchii, 390 nucleotides. NCBI's taxonomy places the organism in Eukaryota, Dinophyceae, Suessiales, Symbiodiniaceae. The record is from the annotation of a GenBank genome assembly.
AUGCAGGUCGGGGCUGAAAUUUAUUCAAUGAAAAGGCAGAGUAGUCCAUGCCCAAAUGCCGCGAACAGGUUUUCGAAUAUGCCUUUCCUGCAGAAACAUUGUAUGUUUCAAUGGUUCUCGGGAAACUGUGGGGCAAUCAGUUGUGAUUGCAAUGCUUCUGGGACCCUCAUGGUCAUGCGUGAUGGUGGUGGAGCCAACUGUCACUGGAACCCAUGCCCACGCGUGAUCAAGAACCGUUGGGCCAUCAAGAAAGGAUGGGUCCAGCGGUCCAGUGGCCUGCCUUGUUUAUUUAUGCGAUUGCUCAUUGUAUGCAAUCAGCUUUUGGAAUGCAGGGUCCCAAGCACGUAUAUAUGCAUGUGCAUGUAUGAACUUCCCAAAGGACUGGGUUGA